Molecule: messenger RNA, 1992 nt
Organism: Zingiber officinale
Lineage: Eukaryota; Viridiplantae; Streptophyta; Magnoliopsida; Zingiberales; Zingiberaceae
Exons: 4
Coding region: 141-1925 (594 amino acids)
Source: RefSeq, a predicted model, not a curated record
GAAAGGCAUGCUGCUAUUCUCAUCCUUGUUCUUGUCCGUGUUCUUGUUGCUAUCUUUGUGGAGGAUGGCUCUGCAUUUUGUCUCCUUCUGGUUAUUGUUCACCAAUUUCCUUGUUCUUCUGCACAAUUUGGUGGCCAGGCAUGCUUUCAGGUAAUAACUUUUUCAUUUGCAGCUACAUAAUCGAUCCUACAAUUGAUCCCUUUAAUGACAGGGUUAAAGACACCGCUACGGACGAUGCAUUGCUCGAGUUCAUCAACCUCGAUUCAUCACCAGAGGAAGAAGAACCGCGUCUCGUUUUUAAAUUUCAGUAUCAGAUAUCUAAUCAGUCGCCAGUCAAUGAAGAAGAAGAACAAUCAUCCUCUGAAACAAGGAUUUGCGAUCGCGAGAAGGGUUUUAGCAGUUUGAACAAAAACAGCUUGAAUUCUGAAACUGGUUUGUUCGAUGAGGUUGUGGAAGAACUAAAUGGGUAUUUAUCUGAAAAGGAUAUUGAAAUCGAAGAAUUUACUGAUCCAUGCAGUCUUGGACCACAACUGGAUCCGUGGGAAGGAGAAGUGGAAUCAAGUGAAGUUACUGCGUCUGAAGAAGUGCAAUUAAAAAUUUGCGGUGAAGAUGAUGAAGUCUUGCUCAUGGAUGAUGAAUAUUCUGACAGAAAAGAGGUAGGACAUGCCACAAACACUUCUACUGGCACUGUCUCAUGUUCUUUAAAUUCAAGAACUGAGACCGGUUCGAUAUCGAUCCCCAAUUCUGAAAAAUUGGACAGUGAUCUUAGGGAGCAGCAACACCAUACUCAGAAGACAGAGAUGAAGAGCUCUGCUGGAGAGGACUACGAUGAGUUGGAGGCACUAUGGGAGCACCAGGAGCUCAUCGAGCAACUCAGGAUGGAGCUUCGAAAGCUCGAGGACAUCGGGCUCCCGACCAUUUUCGAGGAGUCAGAGAGCUCCAGGAGAUUGGAGGACCUGAAGCCACUGAUUUUGGACGAGAGCUUUCUCCAUGAGGACCCAAUGAACGAGAUGGAGAGGUCACACUGGAGCUACCGAGAAAGGAUGAGGAAGUUUGACAUCUUGAUCUACCAAAAGAUGUAUGCAAUAGGCAUUCUCCAGCUGAAGGAUCCUCUUCGGUCGGUCGGAUCAAGGAAGGCACAAGGACUAGCAAAAAGCUUUUCGUCGGUUAAUCGUAAAUCCAAUGUCGACCCAUCGCAGAAGAUGAUCAGUGAGAUACAAGGUGAUCUAGAAGUGGUUUAUGUUGGACAAGCAUGCCUCUCCUGGGAGUUCCUGAGAUGGCAGUAUGAGAAAGCAAUGCCUCAGCUUUUCAAUCAGUCGGGGCACCGGUUUUACCACCAGGUGGCCGGAGAAUUCCAGCAGUUCCAAGUGAACAUUCAGAGAUUCAUCGAGAAUGAAGUGUUUGAAGGGCCAAGACUGCCAUAUUACAUCAAAAGCCGCUGUGUUCUUCGCAAUCUUCUCCAAGUACCUGUUCUUAAAGAGGAUUGCUUGAAUGGCAUAAAUGGUGAAAUGAUGGAAGAAAUCAUGAAGCAGUCCAUCACAAUUUUCUGGGAGUUCAUCAAAGCCGACAAGGAUCAAACUGUUGGGAUACUCAAAGUGCUCAUGGGCACUCAUGUUGCACUGCAAGAUCCUUCAGAUGCCGGCCUGUUGGAAGACAUCCAAUUCGAGUUUAACAAGAAGGAGAAGAAGCUUAAGGACAUUACAAGGACAUGCAACUGCCUGGUGAAGUUCAGAAAACCUAAAGAGGACAAACUGAAUCAAGCUGUUUUGUUCUCUCAAGUGGACUUGAAGCUGGUUGCAAGGGUUCUGAGGAUGCCAAGGAUCACAACUGAGCAGCUGCUUUGGUGUCACAAGAAAUUGAGCAAAAUCAAGUUUGUAGAAAGGAGAAUCAUUAGGGAUCCAUCUUUCUUGCUGUUUCCAUGUUGAGAGUAAUUCUUCUCUAAAGGUUGGCGUUCUUCAGGUUCCAUUAUUAUUGUCAUUCAUUAUUGGAGGA